UGAUUGCGUUUUCCUCAUGUCUCAUUCGUAAACAAUAGACGUUUCCCAUGCGCCCAGAAGCAGAUGUACAACCUCCUAACAAGAAGAUAGAUCAAGUGAAUUGAAUUGGACACCUUUGUGAACAAAAACUUUAAAUAAACUUACCACUAUGGUAAAUGCAAAAAAUCCCAAAGCAUCCAAUGCUGGAUCUCAAAAAAAGCCAAAUGGAAACAAAAUCAAGCAUAAAGGCAAUUCUGGUGGUGGUGGUGGUGCAAAGCCACCAUUUAAAGGAUUUAAAGGAGGCGCGCUUAAGGCACAUGGGAAGGGAUCCUUUGUAAAAUCCAAGGAAGAUUUAAAGAAGCAAAGGGCUGAACAAUUUCGCCAACGUCAAGAAGCCAGGGCACAAAAACAAAAGGAAUUGGAGGAGCAACGGGCCAAAGCUAAAGCAGAAAAAGAAGAGAAAGUGAAGCAGUACAAAAAGAAAAGACUGGAGCGUACAAAGGCACUUAGCAAGCGGACGCAACGUGGUCAACCUCUUAUGAAGGAUCGCAUGCAACUGCUGCUGAAACAGAUACAAGAAAUGAAGAAAAAUGGAUAAUAUUGAAUUUAAGAUUUGUUUUUUUAUAUAUAUUUAAUCAUAAUAGAUAAAAAAUUAGGUAAAUUAAAUGUUUUAACAAGUUUUUCAUUUUAUCUCUUGUUACAGUUAUAUUAUAGAACACUGUCAGAAUACAAUAUACUCAUCGAAAUCCCAAUACAAUUGCUCUGUUUCACAACUUGCUGAAUCUA
Musca domestica (house fly) is the source of this 765-nucleotide messenger RNA. Its product is annotated as thyroid transcription factor 1-associated protein 26. Bases 149 to 577 code for a protein of 142 amino acids. The record is from RefSeq and is a predicted model, not a curated record. NCBI's taxonomy places the organism in Eukaryota, Metazoa, Arthropoda, Insecta, Diptera, Muscidae. The transcript is spliced from 2 exons.